Molecule: messenger RNA, 2277 nt
Organism: Mesorhabditis belari
Lineage: Eukaryota; Metazoa; Nematoda; Chromadorea; Rhabditida; Rhabditidae
Source: the annotation of a GenBank genome assembly
AUGGAUGUGGUGGGUGAUGUUGGACCACUUGUUGGCCAUGAUUUAUUUGAUGAAAACGUGUAUUAUAUGACGGAAAAUAGGGAAAAUAUAGUAAAAGGGCUUGAUAAAAAGCCGACAAUAUUGCAAAUCUAUAGUAAUUUGCUGCCAGAGGUGGCUCAAGACGAAUUAGUGGUGGAAGAUGGAUCGGAUUGGAUGAUUGAGGAUCCGAAUGUGGCACACGAGGAAACCGUUGAUGACGCUUUUCAAAGGAGUGCCGACUUGGAGUUGUUGGAGUUGGACGAAUUGAUAGAUGUUGGCGGUGAAGGUGAUGGAUAUGUGGGACUAUCGCUAAACCUCAACGAUUUACUUUCAAAGGCGAUCGAAUUUGAGGGAAACGAGCGAAUUGUCGUGUGUUUCUCGAAAAAGGGUCGUCCCCAGCUUGCCGCCGAGGGUUUCCUCUACAAUGCUAUUGGAUAUUACAACGAGAACUACGAGUGUCAGUGGCGUUGCGUGAAUCCGUCGUGUCCGGCCAAGCUCCGUUCAAGCCCCGGCUUCACCGAAUUGAGCUAUUUAUGCAGCACACAUUUGAGUUCUUGUAUUCCUGAUGAUCUCCAGCUUCGACUUCGCAUCGCCAUCUUUGACCUUCGACUCGUCGCUGAGUUCACCGAUCAUCCACUUGAAGAUAUUCACCGGAAUUUUUUGCUCGAUCUUUGGAACAAAUCCCCGGAGGUGGCGCAAAUUUUCCCGCCCUUUGAGACGUUGGCAAGAACGCUGCAACAACAUCGCACAGAAAAGAGCUAUCGUCGUCGCUUUGAGCUGCAGCACUCGAAAGCGCAACGAAUGACGAUAGACAGCAUGAGUCUGGGCAAAAAGACGAAGCCGCUUCCAUUGGCAACUUGCUUCCUUUGUGGCGACCAGAUGCGCUCGUCGGACAUUCCGUCGCAGGAUAUGUUGAUUGGACAUGUACAGAAUAUACACAGUAAGCCCGAGCUCUCGAUCGGCCAAUUCACGUUCGCGGAUGCGGCCUCUUUUGAACAAUGGAUCCGCGCCGUGCUUGCCUCUGCCGCUCAGACACCGGAUUGCCGUUUGAAGAAAUAUGGGGUUUUCGACGAAUGCAUGUACUACCUGUGCGCGAAUGAUAGUCGACAAAUGCUGAAAAAGAGACACGAGGCCGUCGAAGAGUUGCACAGCUCGUGCACGGCUUUUGUGAGGGUUCGAGACUUUAGGAAUGCUCGUGAGAAAUCUUCGCCAAUCAUCGUUGACUACAAUUUGGAUCACUGGAGUCACUCGGAAACAAUCUUGAACGAGCCGUUAAUCCCCGAGUACUUCAUGGAGCACUUGAAAGCGAAACGAAAAAGAACACAGGAUUUUUUACAGGACACCAAGUUACAGCGCGUUUCACGAGUCGCCGCUAUGGGAGCCACAUCGGCGGUGAUUAGCACAAGGUUGGUGAAUAGCGGCGAGAAAGUGAUUGCGGCGGCGGCUCGACGCCAGAAUAUGCCGAAUCCGAUCACCGCUUUCCAAUUCUCCAAUCAGGGACUUGAUCAUGAUGGCCGAGAUCAACCGAUGGUCCAAAUGAUGCCUGGCGAUGAUGUGGCUGAUAAGCUGUUGUACCCGGUGCCUGAGAAUAACGAACGAUUGACGGCGAUAAUCGCGAGAUUAGGCCCUCUUACUCAAUCAUCACUUGCCCCUGAGGCUCACAUGAUCACACAAAGGGGCAACUUCCGUGACAACCACGUCCUCUACAAUCACGUGCUCCAAAUUGAGCAACAGUGUCAAAAUCUCGUUCGACGGAUGCAGAACUGUCGCUCGGUACAAUCUGCCAAGAAACACCUUGGAAAAGUCUUGCAGCUUCUGGGAGAAGUAUCAGCCGAUCCAUCGGUGGCCAACGGAGAUGGCAGAAAAUUUCCGCAAACUGGUGACAAGAGAAGAGCCGAUUUUGAGGUGGACGAGGGUGGGGAGCCGUCGACAAAGAUUCCCAUCUUGACUCUUCCGAAUGACGACGCGAACCGACCGUUUCCCAUUCAAAAGGCAAAAGUUGUCAAGUCGUCGACGGCCCGGCUGGCCGGUUUUGAUCUCCCGUUGAAUGCCGAACCACAACCGCUCGCGUCGAUUGAUGAGAUGCAAGGAGGUGAAGGAGAAAGAAAGGGUGAGUACGUGAAGAAGUACAUCCGAAGAAACGAACAAGGACAAUUGGUGAUGGUGACGAGAAGGGUGACGACGAGAAGAGUUGCCUCAAAAGAGACAGACAAUAGUGAUCAACCCGGCACAAGUGCUCAGACGGCUCAAACCACACAA